AAAAAUUAUUUUAUACACUUUGGUUCAAGUUGACAUAACAUGAAUUACAAUAAUUUUUAAUAUCUAUUUGUCUUCUAGCUGGUUGUCCUCUUUUUACAGGUACCCCCGUACCCCUCCGCCCAGUCUUUGAGUCAGGAUCUUUACAUUUAUUGUAUAAAACUUUGCUGGAUAAUUGUUGAAUGUGCCUUUUUUGACCUGUGUGAAGCCCAUCAAAUUCUACCAAGAGAAAGAAAUUUUUGUGCUUUAAACUUUGUGUAUUCAUUAUCCACAUAUAUUUCCCUCCUCUAAAUUAAAAAUAUGUCCUCUUUGGAGUUCAUCUCUCUUUGUGGUAAAAACAUAAAAACAACAGUAAUAACUGGUAUACAUUUGAUAAUUGACAGUGUGUUCCAUAGAAAUAGCUUACUUCGUGUGAUGAAGAGAGCUGUAUUCAUUACAAACACAGCCCUUGAUUAUAGAUUUAUACCAAGCUUAUAAUCAGAAAUGGAAACCACAGAUUAUUUAUUUCUUUCUAAAGACCCUUAAAACGUCAUACUAUUUGGGGUAUGUUAAUAUUUGCGGUGUUGAAGUGAGCAACAAAUUUAGAUCCACAGUGUAAGUUACGUGCUUUAAUGCUAAGGAAAUGAAAUAUGAUUUUGAACUGGAAAUCAAUUUUUAAAAAACCUGGAGCUGUAGCAUUGUGGCUUUUCUCCAUGGACGCAUGGUGGUCUCUUGAACAACGUUCCUCAGCUUUGACAGGACUUGAACUUGUGAUCUUCCUGCCUCAUCCUCCCUCUGUGUUGGGAUUAACAGUGAAACCUGUUCUUUGGGACAUCUACUAAAGCUCUGAGAAUGCCACUGUGCAGAACAUUCGUGAGGAAAAUGAUGCCUUAGGGUUGUUUGCACUGGGAAGUUUCCUUGGCUUACUACCAAAGGGAAGAUAAGGCAAAUUAUCCUGGCCAAGUCACUUAUUUCCCCGAGCUUAAAUUACCACACCUGAAAAAAUAAAAAGACGCUCUUCUCUCAGAAAGCUAGUGAGAAAUACCACAAGAUGUUCAACCCAGAGGGUCUCUCUCAUUGAGCUAAACCCCAACCUUCUCGCUAAGUUGCGGAGGCAGUCCUCAAACCUGCGAUCUGAUGCUCCUGCUUUACCCCUGUGGGCAGCUGAGUUAUAGGUAUUCUUUAGGUGAUGCUAGGAGGCCUCUUCAUGAAACAGCAGUUUUGGUAGAAGAUGUGGUACACACUCAAUUAACUAAUCUGUUACAGCAAGCUGCUGAAGUUUCUCAGCUGAGGGGAGCAAGAGUAAUAUCUGCUGAAGAUCUUCUGUUUUUGAUGCGCAAAGAUAAGAAAAAACUUAGAAGACUACUGAAAUACAUGUUCAUGCGAGACUACAAAUCAAAGAUUAUCAAAGGCAUAGAUGAGGAUGAGCUUCUAGAAGACAAAUUGAGUGGUGGCGGUGCAAAUAAAAGACAAAAAAUUGAUCAGGACUUUCUCAGCACUAUUGACCAAACAGGAGAACUUUUAGCAAUGCUUGAAGAUGACGAGGUUGAUGAAGUUAAACAAGAAAGAAUGGAGAGAGCAGAAAGACAGACUCGAAUUAUGGAUUCAGCUCAAUAUGCAGAAUUCUGUGAAAGUCGACAAUUAAGUUUCUCCAAAAAAGCUUCCAAGUUUCGAGACUGGUUGGACUGCAACAGCAUGGAGAUAAAACCCAACGUUGUUGCUAUGGAAAUUUUAGCAUAUUUAGCAUAUGAAACAGUGGCACAGUUAGUGGAUCUGGCUCUUCUUGUGAGGCAGGACAUGGUAACCAAAGCAGGGGACCCUUUCAGCCAUGCCAUUUCUGCAACCUUCAUUCAGUAUCACAGUUCUCCCGAGGGAUCUUGCAUGAAGUCCUCCUGCCCAGACUCCCCUGAGAACACCCCACCCCCAACCCCCACAGCUCCUCCAUCCGGAUCACAGCACCCAGGGAAGACCACGCCAGGGACCCUCGGAAAUGGGAGUGUUGGGCCAGACACUGCUAAAACCAAGCAAAGGAAAAGAAAAAAAGAGCACCGCGGCCUGUGGUGCGGAGGCUCACAGCGAUGCCAUCCAGCCCUGCCACAUCAGAGAGGCCAUCCGACGCCACGGCCACAAGAUUGGCCCCCUUUCCCCAUUCACAAGUGCCUACCGCAGGAAUGGGAUGACUUUUCUAGCCUGCUAAUGCAACUGUGUCUGCAACAACAGGAAAGGCAGUGUUACACUGAGGCUCAUCAGCAUGGAAUGCCAGUCUCAUCUCUCCCCCUUGCCAGAUUCUCUUCUCCUUCCAUGUUCCAGCAUGAUAGUUCAAGCUGCAUCUCCUUUGAGAAGUUUUCCCAAGUUUUCACAAGGUGCCUUAGGAUGCAAUCUCCUUAUCCCCUGAACCCUGCCAGCCCUGCUGAGCUCAUAAUCUUACAUGUACCUUGGGACACUCUCCAGCUCCUCAGUUCUUAUCUCAAUAUACCUAGUUCCAGGUAUACCAUAUAUAUGCCCACACACAUCACUUGGGUUCUCUGGGUCUCUGUUUCUGCUCUGAAAAGUGGGAGAAAUUACACUGCCUUUGCAGGAUGUUAUAGGGGCUAGAAAUAAAUCACUUAAUAGCCACUACUCAAAAAAAUGGUAGCUAUGAUCAUCAAAAGCCAAACAUCCCUUUUCUCUUGAAAUUCACUGUUCUUGUCUAUAGAAGAGGGAAGUCAGCUUGAGGAGAAGGUAUUCAAUCUUUGGCACACCAACCCCUAGGAUGUUUG
Messenger RNA from Chinchilla lanigera (long-tailed chinchilla), 2735 nucleotides. RefSeq names its product suppressor of Ty 3 homolog (S. cerevisiae) (gene Supt3h). Gene Ontology annotation, molecular function: transcription coactivator activity; protein heterodimerization activity. NCBI's taxonomy places the organism in Eukaryota, Metazoa, Chordata, Mammalia, Rodentia, Chinchillidae. Gene Ontology annotation, biological process: transcription by RNA polymerase II. The transcript is spliced from 17 exons. The record is from RefSeq and is a predicted model, not a curated record. The coding region runs from base 1114 to 2571 and encodes 485 amino acids.